AUGGCGACAGCCCCAGCAGCACGACUCGGGCGAAAACAAGUGAUUCACGUGACGGAUGUCGACAGGGCGAGGAAGGAGCUGGAUGAGAUAUCGAAGGCGUCCCCCGCCAACGCACCAUCCAUCGAUCAAAACGGUGAUGCUUCGUGGGGGCCUGUUGUCUUGUGCGAAGCCAUCACGUGGAAUGAUUUCGAGCGAUGGCUCAAUGCCAACGAAGGACGAGUGCGACGGUGGGUCUUUGAGCCUCUGGCUGAUAUGCCGGACAAGGGAAGAGUGGUCAUCUACAGCAUUCCAUCGGUCGUUCACGGAAGGACAUCCGAUGAGAUCUAUCGGUCGAUUCUCAUGCAAAUCGCAUUGGCUGGAAAUGACACGCGCCUCAUCACUACUGUGGAAGGGCCAAUUGUCACUUGUCGGACGGGAGACCAUGGUCAAGAACCAGAUGCUUGCGUUACUCCUGUGGGUCUGGCGGUUGGAGGAGCGGUGUUGGCGGCUAGAGGAGGCUUUCCAUAUCCCAACGUCAUCGUCGAAGUGGCCUACAAGAACGACUCCCAAGAACGACUUCGUGCCAAACUCGACCGUUGGAUGAGUGACACUACUUCUGUCCAAGUAGCAAUUGGAAUCAAGAUCGAUGCUGCUACCCCGAGACGAGUAGCUAUCUUGCUCCAACGUGGUCAACCAGUUAUGCCACCUCUGGAGUUUGGACAUCCUGCGCCAGGCCCGCUUCAGAUUUCGUUCCCCUUCGCAUCUGUGUACGCUGGUGUUGCGUUGCCACCUGCGUUGGCUGGUCUCGGCAAUACCCUGAUUUCGAUUGAUUUGAUUCAGUUGCGAACUGUGAUUGAUGAAGCCAUCGGGCAAGACAUGCCUGCAGCUCAGUAA
Messenger RNA from Aphanomyces astaci, 873 nucleotides. RefSeq lists its product as hypothetical. The transcript has a single exon. NCBI's taxonomy places the organism in Eukaryota, Oomycota, Saprolegniomycetes, Saprolegniales, Verrucalvaceae. The record is from RefSeq and is a predicted model, not a curated record. Bases 1 to 873 code for a protein of 290 amino acids.